GUUAGGAGAAGUACUGAUUGGAGGGUAUUUUGUUAGGUUAAAUAAACAUAUAUUUUAAAGUUUAUGAAAGAAUUACUUUCUCGCGAAAGAGGCGAUCUUUGAAACUUCAACAAAUGAGAUUAGUAUUGGUCUCAGCGUUCAAGGAUUUUUCACGAAGACGCAGCAGCUGGAGACGAUGGCCCCGGCCCUGACCAAGACGUCUGCAGACGGCCACGGAAUCCACCUGUCUUCCCCGUUGACGUCGGGCAGCAUCGACCUGGACGGAGCCCUCCUUGGCAGUGAGUUGGACCCGCAGAAGAAGCUGAUGGAGGAGGACCGCGCCCAGACAGCCUGGCUGAACCUCACCUUCCUCCCCUCACCUGAUGUCUGUUCCGGAAAUGCCCUGGAGCUCCAGACCCCGCUGCUGUCCCCCCAGGCCCAGGCCCCUGGGGGCUACAAAACCAUGUUCCACUCCAGUCCGGUGUCAGUUCUCGGCCUGCUCUCCUUGAGCAAAAAUCUGGCCGACCCCCUGGCGCCUUGUCCACAGCGGCUGGAUGCUUGUUUCCUGCCUGUGCCUGAGUGUGAAGGCCAAGGCCUGGCACAGUCGCAUCAGAGCAUGAGUUCUUGGCGUGUGCAGUUCGCGCAGCCCCCCUCGGGGCACGGUGCGGGGGACGACGAAGCCCUGAUCCAUGGGAUGCCUGUUACACCCCCGCGAGUGCAGGGCAGCAAAGCAGGCUGGUGCUGGCCCAUGAGCACAGUGCUGGAGGAAGCUGCGCAUUCACAGACACUGCAGUGUUGCUCCCGGCAGCGUGCCCUGCGUGGGCGUGCUGUUGGGCUCCAGGGGAGGCUGCAGAGCCUCCUGGGGCAGCACACUGCCCGCCACUGCGACCUCCAGCUGAGGGGUCUGAUGUCCAGGAAAGACUUCCCUCAAGGGUCACUCUCUCCCCUGGAGCUGUGCUCCCCCCCAGAGGCAAAGCCAUUUGACACCACCAUGGGGCAGGAGCUGAAGGCUCCGUGGAACAGCUUGUCUCCUCCGCAGCAGGAGUCACCCCUGUCCCCUCAGAGGUCCACAGAAAUUUGGAGGUUUGUCCGUUGUGCCUGGGCCAUGAUGAGAGAGACACAGAAAGCACUGGACUCAGAUGCCACAGACAGCAGUUCUGAUGAGGAGUGGGACCUUGAGGAGGUGCAAGGGAGUGUGCCAGUGUGCCAGGGGUGUGAGUGGAGGUGGCAGGCAGAGCGUGCAGAGAUCGGCAGCCGCUGGACCUGGCUGAAAGUUCGAGUGUCAGAACUGGAGCUCAAGAUCCAACAUCUUAAUGAGCUUCAUCAGCAGAUCAUCUCCACAAAAGGGGGUGUGGUCCUGGCUGAGCCACAGGCCCCAGCGGACAGGCGGAUGCUGCUGACGGAUAUUGCAGGGCAGUCCUGUGCCGGGGAAAGUAACUACGCCCCUGACCCCGCCUCUGACCCUGAGAUGGAGCCCAGCAGCCCCACACGGCUCCUGAGGAACAUCGAGAGACAGAGUGCCCAGCUGACACAGAUUGUCAACAGCCUGAUGCCCCCCUUCAGCUUCUCUCCCUCCUCGUCACCUGUCUCCAAACCAUCCUGCAAGUGGAGGGGGCGGAGCAAGAGGAGCCUCAGCAGUGAUCUCUGCUUCCAGGGCGUCUCCCCAAUUCCCAGCCAGGUGGGGCUGAAGAGGCGGAGGGUGUGCCACAGGCGGCCGAGGCUCCCCCAGCUGGACAGCACCUGCAUCUCCGCCCGCACCCGCCCCCUGAUGACCUAUCACAAGCCCCGCCUCUUCACCUUAGACCCGCCCAGUUGCCUGGGAAGACAGGGCCUGGAGCCCAUCCUUUCGCUCUCUCCCAGCGGGUGCCCCGGCAACCCCCAAGCUGUGAACACACACCCCUCAUGCCCCAGCAAGCCUCUGGUAAGGGGGAGGUGCAAAGGGGUGGGAAGUAGGAGGCCACAUCCAGUCCUUUCCCUCACCUCAGAGACACCAUUCCCCCUCUGGCUACAGAGUGCCUGGCUCAGGGAGGACUGGGUGCAGCAGACAGCGCUGGUCAAGGCCGAGGAGCCAAGUUCCUCCCACUGUGGCAGCUUUCGGGAUGAAGAGGCAUGCUUCCCAGUUGCAUUCGAAUGUAGCCGUGCCAAGGAGUAUCACAGGAAGAGGCCCAGGAAGGAGUGCGGGGAGGGGUUCCCGGUGCGGUGGACCCCCGCAGCUCAACGCUGCUCUGGGCAAGCAUGGCAGGCGCACAGGAAGAGGAGGUGCAGCAGUGGGACAGCGGAAGAUGGGAACAUCUACCGGUCCCAUCUCUCAGAAACAACAUAUCACUUCCCCCCAACCCCUGAGGACAGCCCACCAGAUCUCAUGACCCCCCGGAACAGUGAGACACAGAAGCCACCUGCACAGAUCUCAGCCCGCCGGCGCCUCCGUGGUGAGUGCUUCUACGACAUCGACAACAUCGUCAUCCCCAUGUCCUUGGCGGCUGGCACCAAAGUGGAGCCCCUGCGCUACAAGGACAUCCUCACCCCAAGCUGGCGCAUCAUCAACAUUGUGCCACUAGAGGAGAAGGAAGGGAAUAAGGACGAGGGAGAGGUGCUGUCAGAUGAGGCCUUCGCUCGCCGGCACUGUGCCGGGGAGCAGAGGGAGCGGCUCAGAUGGUCCUCGUGGGCAAAUGGGCGGAGUCAGAGGAGGAGCUGCAGGUCUUCGGGCAGUAAUGCAGAUGGCAGUCCGGACGGACACCCGUCUGCACAGGACUGCACAGCCUGGAGGGAUCUGACUGCGCAGUCCAACUGGGGCUGUGUCCAUGCUGAUACAGAGCCUGAGGACAGCCUACAGGAGCACACAUUCCUGUUGCCAUGGGAACGACGGGCUUUCCCCCUGUGUGAGGCUGAGGAGGAGGCCCUGAGGCCUGAGGGAGAUACUCUGGCCUCUCCGCAGUCUGACGAGGGGACUGAGUCCCGUGGCGUGGACACCUACUCAGAGCACAGCCUCUCUGGCGCCGAUUGCAGCACCACAGUGCCCUCUGCUGGGAGCAGGGGGAACAGUCUGUCCAAGGCUUGCAAUGUCGGGGUUCUCAGGAAUUAAGCAAUUUCAGCAAACCCUCUGAGACUUCCCAGCAGCGCCACAUAAGAAGCACAGGGUCCCUCUGGAACAUGUGACAGAAGAGCAGGGGCUGUCAUCUGCUGUGAUCCCAGAGGUGAUCUGGAACAUGAAACCUGGGAUUUUCACUGCGACAAACAGCGAGCCUUCCUCAUUCGGAAUGAGUGAAAAGGAGGUUUGUUAUUAUCCUCCAUCCUGCCAGUCUUUUUAUUCCCUCCAAAAAGCCUUUUAAAAUGGGCCUUUGUGUUAUGUGCCCACACUGCCAGUCUCCUGCUUCUGCUGAGGAGAUUUAUGUGACCUUUUUAAGCUGUAAUGUAAUCUCAGGACUAGCGGUUUGCCAGUCCUCGAAAAUGUUUGGGAACCUCAGUGUAUUUUUACAGAACUGUUGGGGAGCAUUGU
This is a messenger RNA of Megalops cyprinoides (Indo-Pacific tarpon), 3475 nucleotides long. It is a transcript of the gene kansl1l, whose product is annotated as KAT8 regulatory NSL complex subunit 1-like. Gene Ontology annotation, cellular component: NSL complex. The record is from RefSeq and is a predicted model, not a curated record. The coding region runs from base 176 to 3061 and encodes 961 amino acids. NCBI's taxonomy places the organism in Eukaryota, Metazoa, Chordata, Actinopteri, Elopiformes, Megalopidae. The transcript is spliced from 16 exons. Gene Ontology annotation, molecular function: histone acetyltransferase binding.